AUGAAUGGUGAAAUGAAUAACAACGAAAUAGCUUUACCGCUACAUUACCAACAGAUUAUACAAGCUAUAAAUAUUGAACCCUAUUUGAACCAUGUGGAAAACAUUUUCAAAACACCUCUCGGAGAGGAUUCAAGUGAUACAGAUUUAGAUGGCGAUUUCAGUGAUCUUGAGACAUCAGAAGAACUUGCUGCUGACCGUUCUCGUUAUUACAAUUUAUCAAAUGUUGGUGAUGACCGUUUAUGGCUACAAAAUCUUCUCUUGGAUAACGAUGAUUCAGAUGAUCCUGACGAUGUAGUAACAGAAGAAGAUCUACAAAUCAUGAUACAGCUACACUUAUACAAAAAAAAAUAUCAAAAACAAUUCCUUUCUGCUAAAAAUAAAAAUCGGUGUCGGUAUUAUAGUUCUGGUUUAUUGUCUAAUUUUGAUAAAUAUCAAACCAGAACCGAAAAAAAACCUAUUCAGAAGGCAAAACCUACUACUGUUAAACAUAAACACAAGAAUUCUGACAGUGAAAAAAAAUUAGCUAAAAGGAAAACGCGGUCAUUGAGUCCUACUGCCAAAACAUUAAAACUUGAAAAAAAAAAAGCGCUCUUGGAAGCAAAAACAGCUCAAGUUAUAUUUAUGAAAAGAAAGAAGUUAUGGUUACAUAUGGCAAAAAAAGAAAUGGGAAAAAUACAUAGAAUGAAAAAUAAUAAUCAUAAAGAAAUAUUAAUAACUUGUCGCCGUACUGCUCAAUCCUGUAUGAAGCAUCUGCGCCAAAAAGCUAUUCAAAGUCAAAAAAAUAUGAAAGAAAAUGUAUGGCGUGCAAAACGUUUAACACGUGAAAUGUUAACAUAUUGGAAAAGAUAUGAUCGUAAUGAACGUGAGACUCGUAAAAAACAAGAAAAAGAAGCCGAAGAACAAAGGAAAAUGGAUGUAGAGCUAAUGGAAGCAAAACGUCAGCAAAGGAAAUUAAAUUUCUUGAUCACUCAAACAGAGUUGUAUGCACACUUCAUGUCAAAAAAGCUUGGUCAAAGUUCUGCUGAAGAACAGCUUCGAAUUCUAAACCAAUUAGAUGAAGAAAAAAUUCCUAGACUGAUGCAUAUUGAAAACUAUAACAGUGAAAUUUAUAAGGAUAAAGCAUUACAAAAUACUCAAAAGGCACUGGACGCUCAUGAACGACAAUCCAAUGAAUUUGAUGAUAUUGACUUUAAAAUAAAUAUGCCUCCUCCUAAUGAAGAAAGACCACAGCCAACAAUAUUUCAAGGAAGUUUGAAACAUUAUCAACUAAAAGGAAUGAAUUGGCUUGCAAAUCUUUAUGACCAAGGAAUAAAUGGAAUAUUAGCAGAUGAAAUGGGAUUAGGAAAGACUGUACAAUCUAUUGCAUUUUUAUGUCAUAUUGCAGAAGCAUAUCGUGUGUGGGGUCCAUUUUUAAUUGUAUCUCCAUCGUCUACACUUCACAAUUGGCAGCAAGAAAUAGCCAGAUUUGUUCCUGCUUUUAAAGUUGUCCCAUAUUGGGGAAAUCCACAGGAAAGAAAAAUUUUAAGACAAUUCUGGGACCAAAAAGGAUUACAUACACAAGAAGCUAGUUUUCAUGUGGUUAUAACAAGUUAUCAAUUGAUUGUGAGCGAUUUUAAAUAUUUUAAUCGUAUUAAAUGGCAAUAUUUGGUUCUCGAUGAAGCCCAAGCUAUUAAAAGUACCAACAGCGUGCGUUGGAAACUAUUAUUAACAUUUAGAUGCCGUAAUCGUUUGUUGUUAACUGGUACACCAGUACAGAAUAGUAUGGCUGAACUUUGGGCCUUGUUACAUUUUAUUAUGCCAACAAUGUUUGAUUCUCAUGACGAAUUUACUGAAUGGUUUUCUAAAGAUAUUGAGAGUCAUGCAGAAAACAAAACAGGCAUUGACGAAAAACAUUUAUCUAGACUGCAUUUGAUUUUAAAACCAUUCAUGUUACGUAGAAUAAAAAAGGAUGUUGAAAAUGAGUUGUCUGAUAAAAUUGAAAUCUUGAUGUACUGUCCACUUACUUCUCGCCAAAAAAUGUUAUAUUCUGCUUUAAGGAAAAAGAUUCGUAUUGAAGAUUUAUUACAUUCAGCUGGUUCUUAUCAGUCUUCACCCAAUGUGACAUCAAAUUUGAUGAACUUAGUGAUGCAAUUCAGAAAAGUUUGUAAUCAUCCAGAAUUAUUUGAAAGACGAGAAGCUAGAUCACCUUUUUUUUUCCGUCCUACUGAAUAUAUUGUUCCUAAAAUGAUUUAUUUUGACAACUCAGUUAAAUAUAACUUUUUAAGUAAACAACAUUUAUUUGCUAAUAAAUUUUUUAUAUUUAAUGUUGAACAAGUCCACCAUAGCUGUUUUCCUAUAAAUAAUGAUAAAUCACAGACAUGUAAUGUGUAUUGCUUUAGUAGACUUUUGAAAAUGUCAGCAACUGAUCUUUUUCAGAUAACAAAUGGUGGACUAUUUUACAGAAUACUUAAUAUUUUGAUUCAACAAAAAAAGGAUAACUUAAUUGGUGAGAAAAAUUGUUGGGACAAAAACAGUAUAUUGUGGCCAUUUAUUGAACAACGCGUACCAGAGCAGUUUAAAUUUAUAACUCCGAUUGUCAGCACAUGUACUAUUACCCAUACAACUCAUUUGCAUCACCAUAUGAAUGAAACAAUGGAACAUAAAUUACAUCGCCUUAAACGAGCAAAUUCUGAUAUGAAUAUAACAAUGGAAAACAUUUAUGUUGAGAACAUAUCAUUGAAAAACUACAAUCCUAGACCAUCACAAGUAUAUGAAUGUAAACCAACACAACUUCCUCCAUUCAUAUACUUUUAUUCUCCAAAAGUAACAACAAAAGCACGUCAAUUAUGGGUUCCUGGUAGUAGGUCAGCUGCAUAUAUCUGGCAACGGCAUGAAACUUGUGAUUCUACCAAAGGCUAUAGUUUAAUAUUUAAUGGCCAUUCAAGUUUCAGUCAUAAUCAAUGGUCAUGUGAAAAUUUAGGUGGCGUAAAUGCUUUAAAGCCUCAAAAUGGGUGGUCCAACAUUAGCAUACCGGAUAAACAAAGUUUGGUUACUGACUGUGGAAAAUUAAAAAUAUUAGACAGCUUACUAACAAAAUUAAAACAAGAAAACCAUCGAGUUCUAAUUUACUCACAAAUGACAAGAAUGAUUGAUAUUUUAGAGGAAUAUAUGUGGUAUAAAAAAUUGAGGUAUAUGAGACUUGAUGGUUCAUCCAAAAUAUCCGAAAGAAGAGACAUGGUUGCUGACUUUCAAAAUCGAUCUGAUAUUUUCGUAUUUUUAUUGAGCACAAGAGCUGGAGGACUUGGAAUAAAUUUGACUGCUGCAGAUACUGUUAUAUUUUAUGAUAGUGAUUGGAAUCCUACUGUUGAUCAACAAGCAAUGGAUCGAGCUCACAGGCUUGGUCAAACUAAACAGGUUACCGUGUAUAGACUAAUAACCCAGAACUCUAUUGAAGAACGAAUAUUACAAAGAGCAAAAGAAAAAAGUGAAAUACAAAGAAUGGUUAUUAGUGGUGGAAAUCUAAAACCUGAUACCCUAAAACCAAAAGAAGUUGUCUCGCUACUUUUAGAUGAUGAUGAAAUUGAAAGCAAAUAUCGUCAAAAACAAGAAGAGAGGAGACAACUAGAAGAAACAAGAGCUGAAGGAUUCAAAGAAAAAGAUCGGAAACGAAAAAUAGAUGUUAAUAAAAUUGAAAUUUCUCCUAAAGUGAAAAAGACUGAAGAUGUAUCAACUAUUGAUGAUUUUAUAUUAAGUCCUCAUAGUGAGAGUAGUUUUGUUCACGAAGAAACUGGUAGUGAAACGACAAUUGAACACGAUGAUUCACCUACAAAACCAUCCCCAAAAACACCUAUAUCAACAACUAAACGAGCUAGAACAGUUCGUAGGAAUUGCACCCCAGUAAGAUCCAGUAGUCUCGUUUCAGAAGAUGACAGUUCUAUAAAAAAAAAAGUGAGCCCAUCAAAACGUACUGGUCGUACAAAUCAGAAGACACCUGUUCCAACGAAUGUAUGUUUUAAAAGCUCUCCAAAAAAAUCUUAA
This is a messenger RNA of Macrosiphum euphorbiae (potato aphid), 4017 nucleotides long. NCBI's taxonomy places the organism in Eukaryota, Metazoa, Arthropoda, Insecta, Hemiptera, Aphididae. The record is from the annotation of a GenBank genome assembly.